Mycotypha africana is the source of this 1746-nucleotide messenger RNA. RefSeq lists its product as uncharacterized. The transcript has 5 exons. NCBI's taxonomy places the organism in Eukaryota, Fungi, Mucoromycota, Mucoromycetes, Mucorales, Mycotyphaceae. The record is from RefSeq and is a predicted model, not a curated record. Bases 125 to 1513 code for a protein of 462 amino acids. Gene Ontology annotation, molecular function: 2-oxoglutarate-dependent dioxygenase activity.
UUAUUCACAACUCAUUUAAAGAACGGAUGCAGUCUCUACUAUAUAUGUUAAUGCAUAAUGCGCUCCAAGUGAACUUUUUCCCUUCUCUUCCCCCACCCCCUCCUGUUAUUUCUGGUAGGAAAAAAUGCCUGCCUCCAUUAGCCAAGAAAUGCCUAUUUGCCAUUCAACAUUCCAAGAGUUAUACGAUAAACUCGUCCAACUUUUUCAUACGAACGAAGGCAGAAAAGAUCUUGAAUAUUGCGGUGUAUCUAUUUAUUCCUUGUUUGAGUCGACGUUGAAGGCUACACUCGUUUGUCAGGGCGAUUCUGAGAUCGAUCUUACGGAAUUACUGUCAAAAGCAAAGGCACUGACAGACUAUUGCGAUGAGGCUAUCUUACUGUAUCAUUUUAAAGAAGUACCUGAUCAUUGGCGACGAAUGCUGAUGGAUAGCGGAUUACUCAACGUGAUGAUUCAAUUGAAAGGACUGAUCAGCAUCAGGACCGCUUCAGAAGCACCGACGGACUUUGAAAAAUUAGAACCGAAAGUGCAGUCGAUGAUGAGCGAGCUUGACAUCUGUUUAGUUGUGAGUGGAGCGCCUGGGCCCGAUCGAAGGUCGACAGCGCUUCUUGUUUUGGACGAACUUCAAGCGUGGCUGACAGCAGGACGUCGGCGUGUCAAAGAGAGGCAAGAGGCACCGUCUGCCAAGCGAUUGAAGGUAGACGUAGGGGAGAGGCAGAAGACGGAAAAAGAGGAGGGUGCUGCUGGCAGGCUAAAGUACCCUAUUGAACGACUGACGGAAGCGCCGAGUUUCGAGUGGUUCCUGGCUCAUUGCAAUCAAGAGAUACCGACACCGUUCAUCCUUCCCAAAGGAUGCGGUAUCAUUGACGAGUGGCCUGCGUUCAAACACCAUCCAUGGAAGUCCACCGAGUACUUGUUAUCGGUAGCAGCCGAUCGUGUGGUUCCAGUGGAGAUAGGCAGUCAAUACACGGAUGCAGACUGGAGUCAGAAGAUGAUGCGUUUCUCUGAUUUCGUGCAAGAGCAUAUUGUGAAGCAGGAAAAAGACGGUCCGCCUGCUUAUUUGGCGCAACAUGAUGUCUUUUACCAAAUCCCUCGUUUAGAACGAGAUAUUAUUAUACCGGAUUAUUGUUACAUUGAAGCCGAACUGAACGACUCUUAUGUCCAACGCACACCGCAACAAGAAGUGUUGAAGAAUGCAUGGUUUGGACCCAAAGGAACGGUUUCUCCGUUGCAUCAGGAUCCUUACCAUAAUUUGCUGUGCCAAGUGGUGGGGAGCAAGUACUUGAAACUCAUCUCACAUCAGCAAACACCCUUGGUUUAUCCACGAGAAGGGUUGAUGACCAAUACCAGUCAGAUUGAUGUUGAACAUCCUGACGUUGAAAAGUUUCCAGCCUAUAAAGAGGUUCAUUAUUUGGAAUGUAUAUUACAAGAAGGCGAAGUGCUUUAUAUUCCCCCAAAAUGGUGGCAUUUUGUAAAGUCGUUAGAGACAAGUUUUAGUGUAAGUCUUUGGUUUUAGAAUCAUAUAAAUCUCUGUGAUUUCAGGGUUUUUUUUUGGAUUUUUUUUUUUUUUUCCUUCCCAAGGAAUGUCUUGCUAUUCGUAGGAUAAAUCUAGAUAACAACAACAAGAAGGGGAUCCAUAUCUCAUUGCCCAAUAAAAUGGACUCUCAAAAAAUUCCAACAAACACACGGUUGUAUCACUUAUUUUUCUACCCAAAAAAAAUAAAUAAAGGCCAACAAAAACUGUAGUGU